AUGAGGCGCUUCCUGAGCAGGAAGGGCCGCUUCUCCCUUCGCCAGAGCAAGUCCGGGACCCGGAGUGCCUCCAAGGAUUUCUUCCCUUGUCCUUCCCUUUGAACCUCUCUGAGUUUUAUCUUUCCAUCCAUCCCACCAGACCUCGGUCUCCCUGCCACCAAUCAGAACUGGCCAGAGGCAUUUGGCUUCCGGCUGGGUGGCACUGGGCCCAGCUACAUCCUCUCCGUGGUGGAGGGCAGCAGUGCCUACCUGGCUGGCCUGCAGCCAGGCGACCAGGUGGUGGACAUUGAGGGCCAGGAUGUGACCAACCUCAGCACACCGGCGCUAGUCGCCCUGGCUCAGACCCUCAAGACUGUCCCACCCAGCAUUGGAGUAGUGUCACGGCUUGAACAGAUCGACAUCACCCCUGGCCCUGAUGGCCGUUUUGGUUUCACCAUCGUUGGAGACAGCCCUCUGAUGGUGGAGGACUGCAUGCCCAGCGGCCCAGCCGGGCGCAGUGGCCUGAAGGUCGGAGACUAUGUCAUGGAGGUCAACGGCAUCCCUGUGAAGCAUCACGAAACGGCGGCGGCCAUGAUCAAAGCAGCUCAGGGUCGGCCUCUGCGUCUGGGCGUGCUCAGUAUGGCCCGGCGACCCAAGCGGUUAAGCAGCAGCAUGAGGGUGGUGUCACAGAGCGGGGACAGCGUCAGGGACAGUCGCGCCCACAAGGCCAUGGAGUUCAAUAAGAAGGUGGAGGAGGUGCUGGGGGAGGAACCGGAUGUGAAGGAGCAGCUGUUUGACGUGCUGAAGCAGUACGCUGCCGAGAGGGAUGUGGAGAGUCUGGCCGAGGCGCUGCCUGAUAUCCUGAUCACAGAGGAGCACCAGCAGCUGAUCGACAGCGUCAGGAUCUUCAUUCCCAAGAAGCACCGGGAGCGUUUUGACGAGGUGGUGUCCCAGAGCCUGAUGAGCCGGCUUAAGGGGCGGAGCUUCAGUGACCCCAGCCGCAACCGCCUACGCCGCAGCCGGAGCGAGGAUCACCCCGAGCGCCUCCUGGUUUCCACGCGAGCCAGCUCAGUGCCACGCACCCACGCAGAGGAGGGCGUGAUCCAACCACCCAGGGGCAUGAGGAAGACCAGCUCCCUAAUAGCCGGCCACUCCAGUGGCACCACCACCAACUGCAGGACGGUGAGAGUCUGCAAAGGCAACAUGAGUUUUGGCUUCACUCUUAGAGGUCAUGCUCCAGUGUGGAUUGAUUCCGUCAUCCCUGGAAGCCCAGCAGACAAAGCAGGACUGAAACCAGGAGACCGCAUCCUGUUUCUCAACGGGCUGGACAUGAGGACCUCCUCCCAUGAGAAGGUGGUGACCAUGCUGCAGGGCAGUGGUGCCAUGCCCACUCUGGUAGUGGAGGACGGUUCGUCCACUUACAGCCUGGCAGAGCAGGACCUCGCAGGAGGCGGUGGUCCCCCGGAACGUGCCCGCUCCCCUGUGUUCAGCUCCCUGCAGUGGGUGGCGGAGAUUCUGCCUCCCAGUAUCAGGGUUCAGGGCCGCACCUUCGGUCAGCAGCUGGAGCACCUGCUGACCAUCCAGGAGAGGUACACCAUCUGCAAGGCUUUGGAGAACUUCUUCCAGCACAGGAAUGUUGACACUCUGAUCGUGGAUGUGUUCCCGGUGCUGGACACUCCAGCCAAACAGGUGAUCUGGCAGUUUGUUUACCAGCUGCUGACGUACGAGGAGCAGGAACACUGCCAGAGCAAGAUCUCACGCUUUAUUGGAUUCAAGGCAUCAGUUCCACCACCACCACCUCCCCCUCCUCCCGAGCCUGAGUCUGCCCACGAGCCCCAUCGCCGCAGCAGCUCCAUGAGAGUAACGGGGACCACGUACAGGAGCAGUGUGAGGGGACGUAGUUCAGACGACCUGGUCAUUGGCACACACUUGGGCCUGGGCCUCCGUGCAGAGCCAGUGAUGGAGAUGGGGAUGAGGUUGGCUCCAGGAGAGAGACAGUCAGGUGAUGGUACCUCCCUCCCUGAGACUCCCAACAACCUCACCAAUCUGUCGGCAGUGUAUGCUGAGCUGGAGAACAUGUAUUCAUCCAAGAGGUCCAAGUCUCUAAAGAGUCGCCCUCUUCCCACCCAAGAGAGUUUGCUGGAUCUGGAACCUCCUUCGCGCUCGGCUUCCCCCACAAUGCUCGCUAACACAGGUGCCCAAAGUUCACAAUGCUACAGCAGUAGCCGUAAAGGUCCCCCGACCCCUUCAUCCUGGCAUGAGACCCCUCUUCCCAGCCCCCCUCAAGCUCAGUUCUACUCAUCUGGGCUGCCCAGCCAGACCAGCGGGGAGUCCAAUCCCUACAUCAGCUUGGACAGUCCCCCACCUUCACCCCCGGAGCCCGCUGACUACCCAGCAAGUCCACCACCGACUCGCAGCAGCAAGCGGCGCUACACCUUCUCCAAACCACCGCGUUCAGAAGACACAGAUCGCUUCCUGGAUGCACUGAGUGAGCAGCUGGGACAAAGGGUGGCCAUCAUCGACGACUUCCUGACUCCUGAGAACGACUACGAGGAGGAUGUUGUGCAGAUGGGUUUCCCGGAUGAUGAGGAUGAGGAUAUCGAAGAGGAGCUGGGGGUUGACGAAGAAGAAAGUGGAGGAUUUGUGGCCCCAGAGCUGAGCAGCCCGAGUGACGCUCAAAGCAGCAGUGGAGAAGAGAAUGCCUCCUCUCUCACCUACUCCUCAUCCUCUGACCACAUCCCUCCUCCACCAAUGACACCUCCUCCGCCUCCACCUAAUCAGUUCAAUGACCCACCUCCUCCCCCUCCACCACCUGCACAGCCUCAGCACCAACAACAACCGCAGCAGCAGCUCCACUUCACCCCCGAACACUCCCCAAGAGCAUAUGUGCCCAUUCGCCGUAAAUCUGGACCACCUCCGCCACCUCCACCCCGCAGUAAUCCACCAGCGAAGCGGCUCUCUCUCCACAAAGCACUACCCACAAGAGAGGACUUACAGAAACAGAUGCAACAGAUUUACCAGAGUCACCACUCGAUGCCUACCCAGCCAACGCAGCAAAAAGCCCAGUCACCACUUCCUCACCAACAACUUCACCAAUCCUUACCCCCACUUCCUUCACCGGACUCAACCCAUCACCACACCAACCAUCCUCUCUAUGUGAUGCACCAAGCACAACUGCAGCAGGCUCACCCGGGUCAUCACCACCGGCGUCUGUCUCGUUCAGCCCCUCCGCCGCACCAACCGCCACCUCAACCUUCGCCCCAACCGACGGCUCACCCCGGCCAACAAGCUCAAUAUGCUGAGGGAAUCUACCAAAGUCACCAGGGCCUGAGACCCCAUCCCCACCAUUCUUCAGCUGAGAUGCUCCACCAGACGCACCAAGCACCCGCCCAUCACUCCUCUGCUGAGGUGCUCAACCAGUUGCAACAAUCUCAGGCCCACCACUCAUCUACUGAGAUACUCCAGCAGAUGCAACAAGCCCAUGCCCACUACUCCUCCUCAGAAAUGCUCCACCAAAUGCACAAAACCAAGGGACAUCAUUCUUCAACAGAGUUACUGAACCAAGCUCAUCAAAUGCAGCAGAUGCAGCCUCACCACUCCUCAACAGAACUUCUCCAUCAAGCUCAACAGAUGCAUCGGGGUCAACCACACCAUUCCUCCACUGAGCUGCUCCAUCAGAUGCAAAAGGCCCAGGCCCACCACUCUUCCACAGAGCUGCUCCAUCAAUCACAGCAGAUGCACCAACCCAUGCCCCAUCACUCCUCUGCAGAGGUUCUGCAUCAAGCCCAGCAGGAGCCUGGCUCCCUUCCUGUUAAGUUAAAACAAGACAGUCACUCACACCAGAGCCGCAGAAGUCUUAAAGGUCUUCAUCAAACCCAAGCGUCACCUCAAGGGAGACACCAAGAGCAGCAGAUCCACCAAACCCAUCACCCCCAACCCACUAAACCCUCUCCUCAGAGACCCCACUCUAUCCAGCAGACCCACCACCACUCUAGCACACCUCAGAUUCACCACAUCCACCACAUAACCCCACAGCCCCCUCCGAAGGACUACCAACACCAGAUUCAUGUCAUCCACCCCCCGCAGCAGUCCCACAGGCCCCAGCCUCUUCUUUCUACCUUUCAGCCCCUCCAGCCACAUCAAUCCACCCUGUCUACAUUCCAGCCCCUCCCCCAACACCACAAGCUGCAGCACCAAGUCCAGUCCUCCACCCAAGCCACUCGCCCACAGUCUCAGCCCUCGCAUCACCUGCUGCAAUCCCCAAACCAGCCGCAAUCCCAAUCAUCCCACCAUAAACAAUCCCAUGGCCAGAGUCAGCCCCAGUCCCUCCCGCACUCACUGUCUGAUCCCACAGAGCACCUAGGGCCCCCUCCUCCUCCGCCCCUUCCCCCACCUUGUUCUCCUCCACCACUGCCAAGGCCCAAUCUGUCAAGAAUGGAUUCCAAUCACAUGAGUGUGAAGCGGUUACGCUGGGAGCAAGUGGAGAAUUCAGAGGGGACUAUCUGGGGACAGUUGGGAGCAAAUUCUGAUUAUGACAAACUGCAUGACAUGGUGAAGUAUCUGGAUCUGGAGCUGCACUUUGGGACACAGAAGAGCUCCAUGCCGGCUCCAGAUCCAUCCCUCCUGCCAGAAACCUUCAAGAAGAAAGAUGUGAUAGAAAUUCUGUCCCAUAAGAAGGCUUAUAAUGCCUCCAUCCUGAUAGCCCAUCUGAAGCUGUCUCCUGAAGAGCUGCGUCAGGUGCUGAUGAACAUGGCCACUGAUAGGCUGGAGGCGUCGCACAUCAAACAGCUGCUGCUGUACGCCCCCGACGCAGAGGAGGUCAAAAAGUACGAAGAGUACAGACAGGACCCCGGCAAACUCAGUGAGCCAGACCAGUUUGUGUUGCAGAUGUUGUCAGUACCAGAGUACAAGACACGCCUGCAGAGCCUCCUCUUCAAGUGUUCCCUGCAGGAGAAGACCGAGGAGUUGAGGGGAGCGUUCGACUGUAUCAACAAGGCCUCCAUGGAGCUGAAGACCAGCAGGAAGCUAGCGAAGAUACUGGAGUUUGUGCUGGCGAUGGGAAACUACUUGAAUAACAGCCAGCCGAAAACCAACAAGACCACAGGCUUCAAGAUCAACUUCCUUACAGAGUUGAGCACAACUAAAACAGUGGAUGGGAAGUCGACAUUCCUGCACAUUCUGGUCAAGUCGUUGUGUCAACACUUUCCUGACGUGUUGGAUUUUUCCAAAGAUCUAACAAUGAUUCCACCUGCAGCCAAAGUAAACCAGAGGACGAUCGCGUCAGAUCUGAAUGACCUUCAUGCAACCAUCCAAGACAUUCGCUCGGCCUGUCAGACGAUGCCUGCGACUGCUGACGACCGUUUUGCUGCUGUCAUGAGUAACUUUUUGGAAAACAGUCACCCGGCGAUCCAGUCUCUGGAGUCCCUGCAGCAGAGAGCAAUGGAGGAAUUCAGCAAAACUGCUUCCUACUUCGGAGAAGACGGCAAAGCCACCAACACCGAAGGCUUCUUUGGCAUCUUUGCGGAGUUCAUGAUCAAGUUUGAGAGAGCGCUGAGUGAGCAUCAGGCUGCAGAAAUCCAGAAGAGUCCUCGGAGUCCACGAAUGGCCUCGCCCCUGGCCUGGUAACACACACAUACAUGUCCACAGAGCCGUUCAAACACACACACAUUGCAUACACAUUCUGUGUACUGCACAAAUACACACACAUACACAACACUCAAUGCACAUUUUUGAGCAAUAAAAUACUUUGUAUCAUAUAUGUAUGUACUUUUGAUUACAUUCAGCGAGACAGAAUGUCUUUGCAUCAAAUAUAGACAAUUUUGCAUUAUACCAGUGGUGCAGUGUAUGUGUUCUUUUCAAAAUAAGUUUUAUUGUAGUCUAAAGCGUUAAGGCUUCGAGAUAGAACACAAUGUUGUUUGGUUGUCAAAAUAGCUGUACUGUUAAGAAGUUACAGUUCCGAAGUUUUCUUUCUCUAAGCCAGAGUUAUCUACGGUUUCAAACUUUAUGAUUGAUCCUUGAAUAAGAUGAUGAUUUAUGAAAAUUAAAUUGUAUCCUGAUUAUAGAUGUUUACUUAAAAUAUACCUGCGUACAGCCAUUGGUUUGGAAGAAACCACAAAUGCAGUUUCCCUAUUAGUGAACUGUGGUUUGUACGAAGCCCACCACCCUGAAUGUAAAAUAGGUUCUUUACUGAUUAACUCUAGAUUAUUUUCUCGAGUAAAUAAUCAGUUACAUCCCAAUGAUAGAUUGUUUAGUGUGCUGUAUCAUGUUUAUACCUCCACUUAUAAGGAUUUCCUUACUGCAUCAGGUGUAGCUUUAAUAACUUUAUAUUCCUAAAUGGUUUUGCUGUGGUAUGAUACCGCCAGUGCUACAAAUGUGUACAUAUGAGACAGUGGGGUGUUGGCACUUACUACUUAAGACAAUUUCAACUGUCGUAAGGAUCCUUUUUAGUUAUUUGUAUUCACAUGAAGAAGUGGGAUCUUGUGGCGCCCACAGUGGGCAGUGUGCAAUAUGUUUUUUGCUGUUCACUGCUGUUCUGCUGUAACAGCGAUACCUUGUAUUUGCACUGUACAGAAUGAGAGUGAAUCAAAUGAGAACAUACGCUACGGUAUAUGACGCACUUUUCUGUAUUAACCAAAAUAUUUAUGUCAUUGUGUUACGCAGUACAGACUGAGCAGAGCGAUAAGUUUAGUGUAAGAGAUGCAUCAUUUUGGUUAGUUCUCAACUAGUGAUGCAGUUUCACAUCUCAGAAUAUACACCAGUGCUUUGUAAAAGUCUAUAGGUGAUAUUUUGAAUUGUUAAGGUUAAUCUGUGCAGCUAGUGAAAGCUUUGUUUUCUUAUCUAAGUUGUCUUUACAGAACGUCUAAGGCCUAUAAAGUGUUACAAAAGUCCAUAACAUCUGUAUUUUUUAUUCUGUCCUAACAAU
Molecule: messenger RNA, 6901 nt
Organism: Platichthys flesus (European flounder)
Lineage: Eukaryota; Metazoa; Chordata; Actinopteri; Pleuronectiformes; Pleuronectidae
Gene: grid2ipa
Product: glutamate receptor, ionotropic, delta 2 (Grid2) interacting protein, a
Exons: 25
Biological process (GO): regulation of DNA-templated transcription
Molecular function (GO): protein binding
Source: RefSeq, a predicted model, not a curated record